This is a messenger RNA of Calliphora vicina (urban bluebottle blowfly), 1118 nucleotides long. It is a transcript of the gene Syb, whose product is annotated as Vesicle-associated membrane protein synaptobrevin. NCBI's taxonomy places the organism in Eukaryota, Metazoa, Arthropoda, Insecta, Diptera, Calliphoridae. The transcript has 4 exons. Gene Ontology annotation, biological process: vesicle-mediated transport; vesicle fusion. Gene Ontology annotation, molecular function: SNAP receptor activity; syntaxin binding. The record is from RefSeq and is a predicted model, not a curated record. Bases 193 to 654 code for a protein of 153 amino acids. Gene Ontology annotation, cellular component: plasma membrane; SNARE complex.
AUUAUUGCAGUCCGUCAUUGUGAAAAAUAUAAUUCGUGCAUUUUUUACGUUUUUGUAAUUUUUUUUUGUUCAAUUUUUAAGUUUGUUUUCUUACAAAAAUCAUUAAAAACUAUUAUAAAAAUAAAACAUAAACCCACCUAAGUUUCUAAAACAAGCACAAUAAUCAGCUAAAAGCACAACAACUAUAUAAAAAUGGAUCCUACUAAUGAUUUUCCCGUUACUCCCGGCUCGUCCUCAGGAAAUAAUGAUUUUCCCGUUUUACCUCCACCACCAUCUGCCUCGAAUCCAUCAUCUUUUCCCAGCAAUAAUAACCAACAAAAUCAGUCAAACAAGCGUUUGCAACAGACGCAAGCCAAAGUCGAUGAAGUGGUCGGCAUUAUGCGCGUAAAUGUUGAAAAAGUAUUAGAACGUGACCAGAAAUUGACUGAACUGGGCGAGAGAGCCGAUGCCCUGGAACAGGGUGCCUCACAGUUUGAACAACAGGCCGGUAAAUUGAAGCGUAAACAGUGCUUGGCCAAUAUGAAAAUGAUGAUCAUAAUGGGUGUUAUUGGUGUUGUUCUCUUGAUAAUCAUAAUUGUUUCCCUUAUGCCUUCUGGCGGCAGCAGCAGUAACGAUUCCCUACCAGCACCUGUGGCCACCCAGGCUCCUCAUUAGGAAAUCUGUUUAAUCCACUAAGUGAAAAUAAACUAAAUAAUUAUAAUCAAUAAACAAAACUAAUUGUAUAUAAUACAGUUUCACACUAUUUUAUAUACACUUUAAAGAACACCGGGAGCCUUAUUUACUAUAUACAACUAUAUAAUAAUAAAAUUAACUGAAAUUAAAGUUUAAACUAAAUUAAAACUAUUUAAGUAUUAAAUGGUUAUAGGUUGCACAAACCUCCCAAACGAAAAAUAAGUUUACUAACCACCUUUCAAAUUUUUUUUUAUAUAUUUCUGCAAGAAAUUUAAUAAUAAAUCGCAACAAUUUUUUAUACAUUUAUUGUAUACUAAAAAAAAACAGAAAAUUUUAUAAAAAUAUAUACAAAACAAUUAAAACUCUAUACCUAUAUACAAAUAAAUCUUAUGUGAGUGUGUGUUAAAUAUAAUAUUAAUAAAAAAUAAAUAAUUUACAAAAAAUAA